Molecule: messenger RNA, 2130 nt
Organism: Melitaea cinxia (Glanville fritillary)
Lineage: Eukaryota; Metazoa; Arthropoda; Insecta; Lepidoptera; Nymphalidae
Gene: Larp7
Product: la-related protein 7
Exons: 8
Coding region: 236-1771 (511 amino acids)
Biological process (GO): RNA processing
Cellular component (GO): nucleus
Molecular function (GO): mRNA binding
Source: RefSeq, a predicted model, not a curated record
UUUUCAAGAGCUGUCAAGAUGACAUUGUUAAAUUGCUUUAUGUCAUGUAUUCUGUGUGUUUAUAACCAGUUAACUAUUUUAAUAUGAACGAAUAAUUGGCGGAAAGUAGACUAUAUUUGUUUUCCGACGGAAUUAUCUAGUAAUACUUAUAAGAUAUAUUAAUAAUAUAUCAAGUUUUAUAAUUUGCAUUCAUAUUAUUUUGAUAUUUCAAUAGCAACAAGUAAAAAAUUGAAACAUGUCGGAGUCUGAGAAUGUAGAUACCGCCAAUCAUGAAACGAAGCACCAAAAUAAUCCAAAGAAACGACUUCGCCAUCGUAAAAAACAUUUAUAUGAAAACAUAAUGAAACAGAUGGAAUUUUAUUUUAGUGAUGCUAAUCUCAGCAAAGAUAGAUAUCUCGGAGAUUUAAUUAAGGCUGAUCCGUUUGUGCCCCUAGCCGAAUUUCUAAAAUUUAACAAAAUUCGUUCUUUAACACAAGACGUUGGAGACAUAGUAAAGGCUAUGAAACAUUCCACAUUUCUAGAACUAUCCGAAGAUAAGUUAAAGGUAAGAAGAAAAACUCAAAUGAUACCAUAUGAUGCUGAUCAAAGGACUAUAUACGUAGAAUCUAUACCAGUAACAGCUAGCAGAGAAUGGCUGGAAAGGGUCUUCUCUGAUUAUGGAAAAGUAGCAUACAUAUCACUUCCAAAGUUCAAGAAUUCCCGAAAUAUUAAGGGCUUUGCAUUCAUAGAAUUCAGCAGUCCCCAAGACGCACAAAAUUGUAUGAAUGCAUUCACAAAGAUGGGUUGCAAGUUACCAUCGUGUAUGCCUCCUGAAGAACUUUCAUCCAUCAAAAUGUUCAGCAUUGAUGAAUAUUCCGAUAAUUCAACUGUGAAAGAUGAAUAUGAACCACCAAAGAAGAAAACUAAGAAGAGUAAAGAUAAGAAAUCUUUAAAAAAUUUAGAUUUAAAAACAGAUCUAGAAUCAGAUACGGAGAAAACAGUUGAUACCCCAACAGAAGAAAAUAAAACUGUAGCAACACCAACCGAGGAAAGUAAAGUGACAGACAUAGAAUCUAGAGAUGAAAUGACAAGUAACGAUGAGGGUAAAAAUAAAACUGACACACCAAGAAAAAGGAAACAAAAGAAAAAGUUGUCAAAAGAAAAAGGUAAAGGUCUCGUAAAAGGCGAAGCUCCAAAGGGAGCACUGUGGGGUUUGCAAGUUUUACCAAAGUCCGAAUGGAAAGCCCUCAGGAACAAAUAUUUAAAUCUACAAAGGAAAUAUAUGAAGGAGAUUAAAACGAACUUGCAAAGUAAGAGGCAUGCUUAUUCAGGGAUUCCUGCUCCGGCUGCUCCAUCAGUUGAAAUAGAAUCUGUGAAUAGUACAAGAGCUAUAGACAAUGCAAAAAAUGUUGAACCACUGCAAAAGAUACCAGGUGUAUUUGUUAAGGAAGUCCUACCAGAGCCCUGCAUGGAUGUCAGGCUUACAAAGAGAACUAUAAAAAGCAACAUUCAUGUGUUGCAUGUGGAUGUUAAGGAAGGACAAACUGAUGUUAUUAUUAGAUUUGAUUCUGCAAAAGCUGCGGACGAAUACUGCGGCCAGUCGGGGCGCGCGCGCGUGCUGUGCGGCGCAGAGGAGCAGGAGCAGUGGCGCGCGGCGGACGCGGCGCGGGCGGCGCGGCGCGUGCGCGGCCGGGCGCGGCUGCUGGCGCGCGCCGCCGAGCUCGCGCCGCCCGCGCUCGCGCCCGCCUCGCCGCAACCCACGCACACGCACAUACGAUUCGAGGACGAAUGAUUGGAUUCAAAUAUAGAACUCUAAUAAAUGUUAUCGUCUCUUUUAUUAAUAAACAGUUUCCUGUGUUUUAUUUAAUCGUCUGAAGUACGUUUGCGAGCGCGGACGUGCACACAGAUACACACACCGGCUGCACAAUUUCAAAACACAGCAAAGAACAAAUUUUUCGAAAUCGAUUUUUUAGCAUUUUUCGUUCCAAUGGAGUUGUGUGAACAUUUAUAUAGAUAUAUUUAAAAAGAAAAAAAAAAUUGUCCCUUACUGUGUUUUGAAAUUGGGCAUGCGACACACAGAUAUGAUUAUGAGUCGAAGACGAAUGAUAACGCCUCCUUUGCAGUCGGUUAAAUAUAUAACUGUCAUAAAUA